This is a messenger RNA of Eimeria acervulina, 807 nucleotides long. RefSeq lists its product as hypothetical. Gene Ontology annotation, molecular function: oxidoreductase activity. Lineage: Eukaryota; Apicomplexa; Conoidasida; Eucoccidiorida; Eimeriidae. The transcript is spliced from 7 exons. Bases 1 to 807 code for a protein of 268 amino acids. The record is from RefSeq and is a predicted model, not a curated record.
AUGUCUUGCCCGAGCCUUGCCGGAGUGGACCUUCUGGCGGCAGCUAAGUGCCGCACACUUUACAACGGAGUGAAGUUGCCCAUGAUAGGUCUGGGCACUUGGCGCCUUCGGGGUGACCGACUUCGCUCUGGGGUUUUCGGAGCUCUCAACGAGCGCUACGGUUUGAUCGACAGCGCUGCGGUGUACGAGAAUGAGGAGGAAAUCCGAGAGCUUCUGAAAGAGGCGGGAAGCGGAGGAGUGGAUGCCAACAGCCACGAGAACAGACAGCGGCGUAUUGAAAGUUGGCGAGCUUUGGAACAGCUAUAUGAGGAGAAGAAGGUCCGCGCUAUUGGCGUGUCUAAUUUUUUAGUGCCUCAUCUUGAGCAGCUGAUGGAAGACGGAGCCAAAAUCAGGCCGAUGGUGGACCAGAUUGAAUGGCAUCCGAUGUGUUGGGUGCCUGAUUUGAUUCCGUAUGCGGAGAAACACAACAUCACACUGCAGGCGUAUUCGUCUCUCGGGUCUGGGGAGAACAGGUUAAUGGAGCAUGAAGUUGUCAAGCAGAUCGCCAAGGAAAUCAAUAAAUCCCCCAGUGUCGUGCUCCUGCGGUGGCCGCUCCAGCAGGGACUUGUGGUAAUCCCGUGCAGCACAUCACAGGAGCACCUAAGGGAGAAUUUGGAAGCGCUAGAUGUGGAGCUUUCGGAAGAUCAGAUGAAGCGACUUGCUAAUUGCCGCAUCGUAGAAUUCAUGCAGGCGUAUUUGCCCGUCGUAUUCUCUGCGAUUACUAGGCCUGAGGAGUGGUGGCUUCACCUCAAAUGGUUCGGCUAUUGA